AAACUAAUCCCUUAUAUAUUAAAAGAGGAGCAUUGUAGUUAAUGCUUUCACAUCAACUUGUACACGUGUCCAUUGGAGAGACACUCUCCCAAAUAAAUUUCCUUAUUCACCGUUUCUAUAGGCGGAUUUCGUAGAGAGUUUCCUUACUCUCCCAAAAUAAAACCAACUACAUGUAUGUAUAGCUUUUUCAAGAAAUUUUGCUAUGAGUUCUCACAUAAAGCUAAUGCUUUGGAGUUCUCUCUUCCUCUUUCUUACCCACCUUUUACUUCAAACCCACUGUUAUAAAAGAAACCUUCGGAGUUCUACGUGGUGACCGAUUCAGGAAACGACGACACAGAAACCCCCAAGCCCGGAACGUUAAUACACGAUGUGUAGCAAGACGAGCUGCUCUAGAUCAUCUUCCAGCGAGACAUGACCAUUCAUCUCAAAGAAGAACUCAUCAUGAACUCUUUCAAGACCAUCGAUGGUUGUGGCGCGUCCGUGCACAUCGCUGGGAGCCUUGCAUGACGAUCCAGUAUGUGACCAACAUUAUAAUCCACAGGAUUCAUAAACAUGACUGCAAGCCAGGUGGGCACGCUAAGGUGCGAAGCUCCCUACGACAAUACGGGUGGAGAACGAUAUUGGACGGUGACGGUGUGUCGAUCUUUGGAGGGAAUCAUGUUUGGGUUGAUCACUGUUCAUUGUCUAACUGUGAAGACUGGCUUAUUGAUGCUAUAAUGGGCCCGGCGGCGAUUACUCUGUCUAACAAUUACAUGACGUAUGAUGAUAAGGUCAUGGUGCUUGGUCAUAGUGAUACUUAGACUCGUGACAAGAAUAUGCAAACUAUGAGCAUCCUUGAACUAUAAAGAGUAUCAUUACUCUGUCUAACGUUGUUCUUAAACAUGACUUAUUCUUCUCACAUAACUUUCUUCUUCAAUGUGAUCAAACUAUGAGCAUGCUUGAACUAUAAAGAGUAUAGAAGAGUAUAGAGAGUCCCAAGAAGAGAUAGGAAAAGAGAAGAUGAUGACGUCCCAAGAAGAGAUAAGGAGUUCUCUGUUACUCAAGAGGACAAAACGGAGAGGCUGAUGACGUCUUUUUCGUUUUCUCUUAUAAGGGAUUUGUGAUACUAUAAUGUAUUCAACGUACCAUUAGUUUGUUACGUGAGAACGCCGAAGCAUUACGAUAACGUUACGUGAGAACUCCAUAACUUCUGAAGGCAAACAGAAUGGAGAAAUUGUAACUUCUGAUUUUUGGUUAACCGAACCGAACCGGUCGGUUCCGAGUUGGAAAGUCUAUUGAAAUCUGCGAAGAUAACCAAUUCGUUGGUUGCUGGCCAAGGCAAAAAAUAUAUUGGAAAUCAACGAAGAUAACCAGGUAUGGCAAUAUAAUAAAAUCGUAUUGUGCUGGCCAAGGCAAAUAUGUAUAAUAAUCAAUUCGAUUUUAACGGGGAUUUUAAGUUACAAGCCUUAGGGUUUUACUCUUAUAUAAGACACACGUCCGCAACCAUUCUUACUCAUCUCAAUCACUUAAAACCUAAAUACUCUACCCUCAUUCUUCUAUAAUGGCUGCGAUAAAUGUUAUGUCGGAUUUGAAACCGUUCAAGACUAUGUGGAAGAUUACGGUCAAGAUCAUACGUUUGUGGAAGCAAUAUUCGGCGGCCGGUGGCCUAACCAUUGAGAUGGUGCUAAUCGACUCUAACGUAAGCAUCCUAUACUGAUCAUGUUACUAAUAUUGUGUUGGAUUAAUGUGUCAUUGUCUAAAAGUUGAAUAUUUGAUUUGUUUUUUUCAGGUCUAGCCAUAAAUAUUGUUUUAUGUAUUGUUGUUACAUACUGAUUAGCUCUAGCCAAAAAUAUUGUUUUCACUUUGUCGUUUCGGUCAACUUUUAUAAACAGAUGAUCGAAGUAUAUCAAAUGCGUAUAAUGUGUCUGCUCUAGCUAUAAUCCCUCAAUGCAUGAAGUUGCAGCUUUGGAAGCAGUGUAUGGAUGAACUUUUAAUGCCUAUAAUAGUGAUUUCCUCAGUUUUAUGUGAAGUUAAAAUUUGUGAACUGGUUCUUAAUAUCAUGCAGGCUCAAUUUGUAUAUGUAUUAAUUUUAUUGUUUAUGUAUAUAACUAGAUUUUCUGUAUAUGAAAAAAAAAAUUUAAAGGACGAAUCAAUUUUAUUUUUAAUUCAUUUUAUGUUAGCAUAUUAACUUUCGAUUGUUAUAUUGACCAAAACAAUUGUUUCUAUGUUAAUUAAUGGUAUGUUUAUAUAUUUAUCAAUCACUUUUUUAUUUUUACAUAUACAUAUAUAUGUUUAUAUAUAUAUAUAUGUAUAUAUAUAUAUGUAAUUUAAGUGAAUAUCUAUACAGUUAAAUGUUCACCGUAAGUGAGCUUUCUAAAUCAAUAGGAAUUUCGAAAAAACAGUAUUUUAAUGGUUCAUUUGACUAUUAACUAAAUUGUAAUGAAAUGUAUUUUUUUAAAUUUUUUUCUUCAAUUUUGUAUCUGUUUAGAAAUUUAAAUAUGAUAUGAAAGCUUAACUUCAGUAUUGUCUAAACUUCAUAUAACAUGAAACCAAAUAAGUAGAUAUAGUCUUCCGGUUAUGACCAUAAAAUCAAAAACUUCAACCAUAUUAACGUCGCCAAUCUAUAUCCUCCUCAUUAACACCCGAAACAAUCAAUCCAAAACAAAUUAAUAUCCAAAUUAAUCAGAGUUAAUGUUUUUUUAUCUCGCAAAUUACAAAUUCAAUCAUUUCAUCCCGCGCAAGGCGCGGAUUAUCACCUAGUUUUAUUAUUAUUUGAAAAUAAUUAAAAAUCUUGCCUUUUUUCUUUUCUCACUCUCUCUCUGAGUGUUCACACUGUAAGUUGAUCUUCAUCUUGAAACUUUGAAUCGCGUAAUGAUGAUCAAGCAAGUUAAGUAGCCUAGCUUACUACUACUACUACUCCACCGGAGAGAUCUGGCCCUCCGUCUCAUUAACGAUGAUCACCGACGCCGUGAAUCCUCUCUCCGCAUCCGACCACAAAAGGUGGCUUGUGUUACAGCACCAUGGUUUCUUUCCAUCUUCAUCAAUAUGCUUCCAUGGGAAAGUGGUUUUGGGAACACCACCAACAAAGGGAAGAAAUAUAUCAAAUGCAUUCAAUACUGUCCCAGUCUCCGUUCUCGAUACAUUGGUCCACCCGUUCUUUGAUGAGCUUAGAGAUCCCCUAAUGCACGUUUCUUUCCUUCCACCACUAUUCAACUUCAAGCCUCAUGAGCUUAAAGGUGUGCGCGUGCCCGUGGAGAUAAUGGCUAAGUUAGUACCUGAACAUGCAGAGGAAGCAGGGUCCAUGGCUCGGUUUGUGAUUUUAUCUGCUGUUAACUUGAUUUUCUUUUCUCUUGGGCUUUGAACAUUCUCAUAUUACUAUUAUUACAUUAUGAAUAUUGUAUAUUUCUUUUGUUAUCAUACAAUUAGUACCCAAUUAGCUCC
Molecule: messenger RNA, 3420 nt
Organism: Brassica rapa (field mustard)
Lineage: Eukaryota; Viridiplantae; Streptophyta; Magnoliopsida; Brassicales; Brassicaceae
Product: shaggy-related protein kinase epsilon-like
Source: RefSeq, a predicted model, not a curated record